UGUAGCUUUCAUUACAUUUGCUCCGUGCAUUUUAAGGGGUGUCUCAAGAAUGCAGCAAAGGUAACUCCCUGUGGUUUAUAGCAAGCUUGUUUCACAUCUGUAUGGAAUGUCACUGUCACUCGCUGUAGUGAAUAGCGAGCUCGAGAUCUGCCGCUGCCCUGAAGCACGCCGUGCUGCGAAAACUUGUAUCUGUGCUAAUGUCUAACUGAUUUCGACAUUUUAUUUUCUUUCCUCGUUCUAAAUACUGAAGAAGUGUUUGCUGUGGUCCAAUAUUCAUUUGUUUGUUAUGGAGAUAUUACAUACACAAUACCACUGUCCACUGACUAGAUGUUCCUGUUCUGCCAUUUACUAUUUUUAGUCAAGCAUGUUUAGUACUGUCAAGGUUAGCAAUGUGUCCCUGAAAGCAGUACAGCGUGAUAUAAAGGAAUUCUUUUCUUUUUCUGGUGACAUUGUGCAUGUUGAAAUGCAGAGUGGCGAUGAGCUGUCUCAAGUUGCCUACAUUACUUUUAAAGACAAUCAAGGAGCUGAGACGACAAUACUUGUUACGGGGGCCACGAUAGUUGACAUGGCUGUCAUUGUCACGCCUGCCACUGAUUAUGAGCUAGCAGCUUAUGUUUUAGCUGAUCUAGAGCCCAAAGACACAAAACCUUCUGCCCUCCAAAAGGCCGAGGACAUUGUUGGGACCAUGCUGGCGAAAGGAUUUAUCCUUGGUAGGGAUGCACUGGACAAAGCAAAAGCUCUAGAUGAGAAGCAUCAGCUUACAUCAACUGCUACUGCUAGAGCAUCUUCCUUCGACAAGAGAUUUGGUCUAAGUGAGAAGAUCAGUGUUGGUACUUCAGCUGUCAAUGAUAAAGUGAAGGAAAUGGAUCAGAAGUACCAAGUCUCUGAGAAGACAAAGUCAGCACUGGCAGCUGCUGAACAGAGCGUCUCGACUGUUGGAUCCGCCAUCAUGAAGAACAGAUAUGUCCUCACCGGGGCAGCAUGGGUAACUGGUGCCUUCAGCAAGGUGACCAGUGCAGCCAACGAUGUUGGUGCAAAGGCUAAGGAGAAAAUAGCAGCUGAGCAGGAGCACAAGAAUGUUGAGGGUGGGUCUGCAGCACAACCAGACAUCCCAGAAGGCCCAACAACACAUAGGGAAGUGGAUGGUGAAUUUGCAAAGAUACAUGUGUCUGAAACCCCUGAAGAUAUCCCCAUCUCCACUGUGGCGACUGUCCCUGCUGUUAUCAAUGAGGAGCCCAGCAAGGUGUCUCCACCCGCCGAUGCUCCUAAAAAGCCGGAACCUGCUCACGGAUUGAUACUAUGAUAUGAUUCAGGGCCCCAUACAUGUGUGUAAAUAGACAUGAUAGGGUUAUUGAACUCAUUUCUAGUGUUGUGGUUGAAACCUCUUUGAAGGUUGAAAGUUAUUGGGACCUAAAAGAGUUCGCAAUUUGUUACUCGACACUUUUAUCAAUAUAUCAUUAUCAUCCUGCAGUGGGAACAUGAAACAUA
Setaria italica (foxtail millet) is the source of this 1488-nucleotide messenger RNA. RefSeq names its product binding partner of ACD11 1. Gene Ontology annotation, molecular function: RNA binding. NCBI's taxonomy places the organism in Eukaryota, Viridiplantae, Streptophyta, Magnoliopsida, Poales, Poaceae. The coding region runs from base 365 to 1303 and encodes 312 amino acids. The transcript has 4 exons. The record is from RefSeq and is a predicted model, not a curated record.